UAAACCCAGCUGGUGUUGAUGUUUAUGAUCGUGAUUGCGAGAUUACGAUUUCUGAGGAAGUAGUGAUUCACUUUGUCGUCAGGGUCUGCUCCUGAUUUUGGGGAAUAAAUUGCUAUUUGAUCUCCUGAAGAAUUUUACCCACCGAGAAAAAUGAACCGAAUUUUUGGCAGAGGAAAGCCCCAAACUCCCGCACCCAGUCUCACCGACUGCAUUUCGGGAGUCGACAGCAGAGCCGAGUCGAUUGAAAAGAAAAUCGGUAUGCUCGACAACGAGUUGCGCAAGUACAAGGACCAGAUGAAGAAAAUGCGGGAAGGGCCUGCUAAGAAUGCUGUCAAACAGAAAGCCCUGCGAGUUCUUAAGCAACGCAAGAUGUACGAGCAGCAAUCCGAGUCUUUGCGCAACCAGUCUUUCAACAUGGAACAGGCAAAUUACGCCACCCAGACUCUGAAGGACACUCAAGCCACAGUGCAGGCAAUGAAGACCGGAGUGAAAACCAUGCAGAAAGAGUUCAAGAAAAUCAACAUUGAUCAAAUUGAAGAUUUGCAAGAUGAUAUGGCAGACAUGCUGGAACAGGCAGAUGAAGUCCAGGAAGCUCUUGGUCGCAGCUACGCCACUCCAGACGUGGACGAAGACGAGCUGGAGGCGGAACUGGACGCUCUCGGAGACGAAAUCGCCCUUGACGAAGACACCAGCUAUUUGGAUGCUGUUGAAACGCCCAAUGCUCCGACAAGAGAACCUGGAGCUGACAGUAUUCAGGAGCAGAAUGGAGUGCUAGUGGAUGAAUUUGGAUUGCCGAAGAUUCAGCAUGCAUCAUAAAAUAUGCCGUUAAAAAAACUAUUGGCUAUUGUGAUAAGCUUUAAUUAAGUUCUAAAUUGAGCCUCUGGUAUUGCUCUUCUUGCUAAUAUAAUUUGCUCUUUUUAAAUUAAUUUGUAUUUGUGUGAAAAAGUGUAUUUUCUCUUUCUCGUUUUAUAGUACUUUCAUCGUUACAUUACACACUUAUCUACCUGUAAAUUACAAACAAUUAAAAAAUAAUAUAAAAGCACACCUUUUGCAAAAUAGAUGGAAUCUGUUCUGCGGUUAUAACCUUAUGUAUUGAGAAUAAAAAAUUAAUUUGACUCUACUAAAAAUAAAAAAAUU
Neocloeon triangulifer is the source of this 1137-nucleotide messenger RNA. It is a transcript of the gene Vps60, whose product is annotated as charged multivesicular body protein 5. The record is from RefSeq and is a predicted model, not a curated record. Gene Ontology annotation, cellular component: multivesicular body. The transcript is spliced from 5 exons. Gene Ontology annotation, biological process: late endosome to vacuole transport via multivesicular body sorting pathway; vesicle budding from membrane. The coding region runs from base 151 to 816 and encodes 221 amino acids. Lineage: Eukaryota; Metazoa; Arthropoda; Insecta; Ephemeroptera; Baetidae.